This is a messenger RNA of Paramecium octaurelia, 936 nucleotides long. The record is from the annotation of a GenBank genome assembly. Lineage: Eukaryota; Ciliophora; Oligohymenophorea; Peniculida; Parameciidae.
AUGAAUAACAAUAAUACUAAUCUAGCCAAGAAUUUAUGGAUUGAAUGGUAAUUGUUUAAGAAAAAUGAAUCAACCAAUCCCACCUUACAAAUGAAAAAACAAGGCAUCAUGACUAAAACUGAUUAAUAUGCUGAAUUCACCUACAGACCCAAUGCAAACAGUCCUCCAUCUAUGUAAGAAUUCUACGAAUCUGUUAUCAAUGGAAUCAUUAAAAGAUUUUAAUUGGGUCUCUAUCAAGGUGAGUAUCCAUAUUAUAAUGAAUUAUAAAGCUGUUUACAUGAAUUCAUAAGGUUGAUGAACUUCAAAUCAGAAAUAUUGGUUGAAGUCUUUUAAUCAAUAACAAACCUGAAUUUGAGCAAAGAAACAUUUCCUAAUGUGGUUGUACCUUGUGCCUCCUGUGGUAUGUUUAUCUACAUUGUUCAACAUUGUACCAUCUGUUAUUCAGCAUUUUAUUGUGAUAAAACAUGUUUGAAGAAUGGUAGAUAAAAACAUGAGUCAGAAUGUUAAUAGGCUAAAAUGACACCCUCCAUUAUUUACCCAUUAUAAGUUGAGAUUCAUUGUGGAAGUUCACUGGGAGAUGAUGUCAAAAUAUUUUUCCAGCAUGAAAGAAAGUUAUCUUUAUUAUAUAGAGGCCAGAAGUUUUUAAAUUCAAUGUACAAAAUAUUACUAAAAAAUCGAUGGCUAAAGAACAAUGGGUACAAUAUUAUAGAAAAUGAAACUUCUAUUUAAUUACAAAGCACUAAGAAAAUUGAUAUGAAACCCUCAGAAGAUUAAGGUGAUCCAAAUUACUCAGAUGAAGACCUCUAUUUAAAGAUGCCCUGUGUUUAAGAGAUUAAAGUCAUAUUUCUGAAUCAAGGAGCCAUCUUACAAGAUAUUAUCAAAGAAACUUACAAUUUACAAACAAAUUUUAUUCAUAUAUAUUAUUUUCCUAUUUGA